AUGGUCGACGGUCAACUCGAGCUGUUGGUCCACAUCUUGAAGAAGCUGAAGAAGAACUAUCUCGUCGUGAUUGCCGGUCGAGGCGAGUCUGGAUCCGAGUUUGCGUCAUCUUUGGUCAGGGAGGGCUUUUCGAGAGUAGCGCUCUUGGUGGGAGGCAUUGACGCCCUACGGAACGCAGAGUCAUCACCAUCAUCGGCUGCUUCCUCAGCCGUUGCUUCUGGUGGUGCUGCACCUUUGUCGCCCUCAUUGGCAGCCACUACUACUACUAGCGCCUCAAGCGCAACGAUUCCUGCGAUCUGUUCUUGUAGAGCGAUCAGGCAGGUGAUUUCGGUGCACAGCAAGGUCAAGGAAGAGGUUGUUGUUCAUAAGUGCAAGACGCCCUUUGCUCCACGGUCGACUGUUCGACGACAGGCUAUCGUCCGAUCUACCGCUGCUUCGCAGAAUUAG
Molecule: messenger RNA, 447 nt
Organism: Linnemannia hyalina
Lineage: Eukaryota; Fungi; Mortierellomycota; Mortierellomycetes; Mortierellales; Mortierellaceae
Source: the annotation of a GenBank genome assembly